AUGGCAGUAUCAGAGGAAGAGUGCUCGAAUGCAAAGGCCAGAUCAUCAUCACCACCAUCUUCAUCAUCUUCUUCUUCAUCCUCUACGCCAUCUAACGGAGUUCACUACUUAGCUAAGUCUGUUCUGAGAGGUACCGCUGUUUUACACGCCGUUUACGGUCACUUCCGUUCUCCUUUAUCUUUCGACAUCGUUUUUGGCAAGGAGACGUCAAUAGAGUUGGCGAUAUUAGGGGAAGAUGGAAUUGUACAGACAAUAUGUGAACAACCUUUAUUCGGCACGAUUAAAGAUAUUGCUGUUGUACCUUGGAAUGACAAGUUCCAUGCGCGGACUCCACCGGUGCAAGGAAAAGACCGUUUGGUUGUUAUUUCUGAUUCUGGAAGACUUACAUUUCUCACUUUUUGCAAUGAAAUGCACAGGUUUUUCCCAUUGACACAAAUUCAACUUUCGAAUCCUGGAAACUCAAGACAUCAGCUUGGAAGAAUGCUAGCUGUAGAUUCCAGUGGUUGUUUUGUGGCUACUAGCGCAUAUGAAGACCGAUUGGCUUUGUUUUCCCUUUCAAUAUCUGGUGGCAGCGAGAUCAUUAAUGAGAGAAUACUUUAUCCUCCUGAAAAUGAAGGGAAUGCAAAUGUUGCCAGAACUAUCCAGAGACCACUCACAUCUGGUACCAUAUGGAGCAUGUGCUUUAUUUCAAGGGAUUCUAGCCAUCCAAGUAAGGAGCAUAAUCCUGUACUAGCCAUUAUUCUAAAUAGGAGGGGAGCGCUCCUAAAUGAACUGCUGUUAUUGAGAUGGGACAUUAGAGACCAUGCUAUAAGUUUUAUUUCACAGUUUGUUGAAUCUGGACCACUAGCGCAUGACAUUAUUGAAGUUCCUCGUUCCAAUGGAUUUGCCCUUAUGUUCAGGGUUGGUGAUGUUCUCUUAAUGGAUCUUAGAGAUGCUGUCCACCCCCGUUGUGUCUGUAGAACAAGCUUGAAUUAUUUUCCCAAUGCAGUGGAGGAGCAGAGUUUUGUUGAAGAUAGUAGAGUUACUGAUUUUGAUGAUGAUGGUUCAUUCAGUGUUGCUGCACGUGCUUUAUUGGAGCUUCAAGAUUAUGAUCCCAUGUGUAUUGAUGGUGAAGGGAGCAAUGUAAAAUCAACUUUGAAACGUGCAUGCUCUUGGAGUUGGGAGCCAGAAAAUGAUAAAAACCCUAGGAUGGUUUUCUGUGCAGACACGGGGGAAUUUUUCAUGAUUGAGAUUUCUUACAACUCGGAAGACCUUAAAGUUAAUCUUUCUGAUUGUCUUUACAAAGGCCAAUCAUGUAAGGCCCUUUUGUGGGUUGAAGAUGGAUUCCUGGCUGCUCUUGUGGAGAUGGGAGACGGAAUUGUCCUGAAAAUGGAAAAUGAAAGCCUGCGAUAUGUAAGUCCUAUUCAAAAUGUUGCACCAAUCUUGGAUAUGUCCAUUGUGGAUUAUCACGAUGAGGAGCGUGAUCAAAUGUUUGCCUGCUGUGGAGUCGCACCUGAGGGGUCAUUAAGGAUUAUUAGAAGCGGUAUCAUUGUUGAAAAGCUUCUGAAGACUGCUCCUAUAUAUCAAGGCAUUACUGGGACUUGGACAAUUCGAAUGAAAGUAGAUGACUUGCAUCAUUCUUUUCUCGUGCUAUCAUUUGUUGAAGAGACCAGGGUACUGUCAGUUGGAUUAAGCUUUACUGAUGUGACAGAUUUGGUUGGUUUUCAGCCUGAUGUCUGUACUCUGGCAUGUGGACUGGUAGGUGAUGGUUUACUGGUCCAAAUUCAUCAGACUGCAGUUAGGCUUUGUUUGCCUACCAAGGCUGCCCAUCCAGAAGGUAUUCCUUUGUCUUCCCCAGUUUGCUCAUCUUGGUUUCCAGCUAAUAUAAGUAUCAAUUUGGGGGCUGUUGGACAUAACUUGAUUGUUGUUUCUACUUCUAAUCCUUGUUUUCUAUAUAUUCUCGGGGUCAGAUUGCUUUCACCAUUUCAUUAUGAAAUAUUUGAAAUGCAACAUUUGAGAUUGCUGAAUGAGCUAUCCUGCAUCUCCAUUCCUCAAAAACGUUUUGAGCGAGGACGAUCUAGUUUUAUGAGUCCUGCGUUUGAUAGUUGUGCAGCUGCCCUUCCAUUUGGGGUUGACACUGGCAAUACCUUUGUUAUCGGGACACAUAAACCUUCAGUGGAAGUUGUGUCUUUUGUGCCUAAUGAUGGCCUAAGAAUUAUUGCUUCCGGAACAAUAUCAUUAACAAGCACUUUGGGAACUGCUGUUAGUGGUUGCAUCCCUCAGGAUGUAAGGCUUGUACUAGCUGAUCGGUUUUAUGUUCUUUCUGGUUUAAGGAAUGGAAUGCUGCUUCGAUUUGAAUGGCCUUCUGCCUCUUCAAUGUUUUCAGUAGAAAUACCUAGCCAUGGAUGUGCUAUUGGUUCCUGUAUGCUAACUUCUGAUACAACUAUAUCAAAUACAGUUGAAAUUUCCUUUGAGCCCCAAACGCUUGCUGUUGAUUCAACUGACAAGACAAUGGAUGACCUUCCGAUUAAUCUGCAAUUGAUUGCCACCCGUCGGAUUGGCAUUACUCCUGUUUUCCUAGUUCCAUUGAGUGAUUCACUCAACUCAGAUAUGAUUGCUCUCAGUGAUAGGCCUUGGUUAUUGCACACUGCAAGGCACAGCCUCUCUUAUACUUCAAUAUCGUUUCAGCUUUCAACACAUGCAACACCUGUAUGCUCUGCUGAAUGCCCGAAUGGGAUUUUAUUUGUUGCAGACAACUGUCUUCAUUUGGUGGAAAUGGUGCAUAGCAAGAGGCUUAAUGUGCAAAAGUUUCAUCUUGGAGGUACUCCACGGAAGGUCCUGUACCAUAGUGAGAGCAAGUUGUUACUUGUGAUGAGGACUGAACUAAGCAAUGACAAUGAUACAUGUUCAUCUGAUAUAUGUUGUGUUGACCCCUUGAGUGGUUCAACAGUAUCAUCAUUUAAACUUGAACAUGGAGAAACAGGAAAAUCCAUGGAGUUGGUAAAGAUUGGAAAUGAACAGGUUCUGGUAAUUGGAACUAGUCUAUCUUCUGGUCCAGCUAUCAUGCCCAGUGGUGAAGCCGAAAGUACCAAAGGCCGACUAAUAGUCCUCUGCCUAGAAAAUUUGCAAAAUUCAGAUAGUGGCUCAAUGACAUUCUGCUCAAAGGCAGGGUCAUCUUCUCAACGAACAUCGCCAUUUCGUGAAAUUGUUGGUUUUGCUGCUGAGCAGCUGUCAAGCAGUAGUCUUUGCAGUAGCCCAGAUGAUACGAGCUGCGAUGGAGUCAAACUUGAAGAAACUGAAAUGUGGCAGUUCCGAUUUGUUUCUGCAACCACAUUGCCUGGAAUGGUGCUUGCGAUCUGUCCAUAUCUUGACCGUUUUUUCUUGGCAUCUGCUGGUAAUUCUUUUUAUGUCUGUGGUUUUGCAAAUGAUAAUAAAAGAGUGAAAAAGUUUGCUGUUGGAAGGACACGUUUUAUGAUAAUGUCCUUGACUUCAUAUUACACCAGAAUUGCUGUUGGUGAUUGCCGUGAUGGUAUCCUUUUCUAUGCUUAUCAUGUGGAGUCCAAAAAACUGGAGCAACUUUAUUGUGACCCGUCUCAGAGAUUAAUUGCUGGUUGUGUCCUUAUGGAUGUUGAUACCGCAGUGGUUUCAGAUCGGAAGGGAAGCAUUGCUGUUUUGUCAUGCUCUGAUCGAUUUGAACGUGUUGGAAGUCCAGAAUGCAACUUGACAUUGAAUUGUGCAUAUUAUAUGGGUGAGAUAGCAAUGAGCAUCAGGAAGGGAUCAUUUAUGUAUAAACUCCCUGCUGAUGAUGUAUUAAUGGGGUGUGAUGGUGUUGUUACAAAUAUGGAUGCAUCUAACAAUACCAUCAUGGCCAGCACACUCUUAGGAAGCAUAAUAGUUUUUAUUCCUCUAUCAAGGGAAGAAUAUGAACUCCUGGAAGCUGUCCAAUCUAGACUUGUGGUUCAUCCCUCAACUGCUCCUGUUUUAGGAAAUGAUCAUCAUGAGUUCCGAAGCCGUGAAAACCCUGUUGGAGCGCCUAAGAUACUUGACGGUGACAUGCUGGCUCAGUUCCUGGAGCUAACUAGUUCACAGCAAGAGGCGGUCUUAUCAUUACCGCUUGGACCACUAGAUACGGUUAAAACAAAUUUAAAACCAUAUUCUACGUUGCCCGUAUCUGUUAGUCAGGUUGUGCAACUCCUUGAGCGGGUUCAUUAUGCCCUCAAUUAA
This is a messenger RNA of Dovyalis caffra, 4203 nucleotides long. The record is from the annotation of a GenBank genome assembly. NCBI's taxonomy places the organism in Eukaryota, Viridiplantae, Streptophyta, Magnoliopsida, Malpighiales, Salicaceae.